Molecule: messenger RNA, 3775 nt
Organism: Quercus robur (English oak)
Lineage: Eukaryota; Viridiplantae; Streptophyta; Magnoliopsida; Fagales; Fagaceae
Product: disease resistance protein RPM1-like
Exons: 6
Coding region: 748-3522 (924 amino acids)
Biological process (GO): defense response to other organism
Molecular function (GO): protein binding; ADP binding
Source: RefSeq, a predicted model, not a curated record
AUCUAGAUAUUAUUUUCAAGUCUCCUACGAAAAAAGGAAUAUAGGAGAUAUUUGUCAAUGUCAAGUGUGAACUGGAGAAAAUAAAAUAAGAAGAAAGUGGUCGACUGGUCAACAAUGGCUACUUCAAGUCUGUAGUAAAAGGCUUCUCAUUCUCUGUUUUGCUGAGAAGAAAGAAAAUGCUACUUAUUCUCAACUCUCAAGUGAAAUACAGAGUGGAGAAAAACCAUCUUUAUAUUAUUUAAUUUAUUUCUCUCAUUUGCGAUCAUCCCUAUUUAGUAUUUCUUUAUCGCCUUCAAUUGUAAACUCCUCUUGUAAGCUCUCGAAGUCUACGAUUCUUCUCAAGAAAAUAUUCGAGUUUAAUUUUCAAGUUCCUACAUCUAUCUUCAAUUUGAAUAUCAGAUGGUGUAAAUCUUGGGUAUCAAUUUCGAGUAGUGGACUCAGGACUGGAGGGGAAUCUUCCAUCCAAACAACUUCAUCUGCCAGAUUUGUGGCAAACUUAGCCAACGAGUGAGCUAUAGAGUUUCCAGUCCGGCCGCUUAAUACCAGACACAGAGGCAGAGCUGACCCUGAAAUUAAGCUGUUGGAUCUCGUACCAGGUCUCUCGUCUGGCGAGCAACAAGUCAAAGCAUGGCCCUCUAUUUCUCUUCUUUCCACUCACCACUAUUAUCCAAGUUCCAACGUACAUGAUUGGAAGAAGGGGAGCCUAACAAUUCAGCGACAGAACUAGGAGCGAGUUUGAAAGCGAAAAUGGAGUCGGCUAUAGUAGAACUCUUGAUUGACAAUAUCAUUUCAGCUCUCGCAACUAAAGCGUCGCUGUUAUGGGGGGUCCGUGAUGCAAUUGCAGAUAUCAAGCAUGAGUUGACAAGCAUGCGGUCUUUAUUAAUAGAUGUAGAUAAAAGGGGAUCAAGCAGUGCCGGAGAGGAAACUUGGGUGACAAAUGUGAGGAACACAGCAUAUGAUGUAGAAGAUGUUAUUGAUAUGUUCAUGUAUCAUGUCAAUAGCCAACAAAUUGGGGGUCGAUUUGCUUGGUUCCUUCACCAUACAAUUUACAUUCCACAGACUUUUUGGGUGAGGCAUAAAAUAGCCUGCAAGUUACAGAAUAUCAAUAAGACAAUCAAGACAACUUCAGAGUUAAAUCAGAAAUAUCAUGUUGAUCCUAUAGAGGGGAAAAGUUCAGAAUAUUUUCACAAAUGGGUUGUGCGGCAUGCUGAAUCAUCUUUGUUUGUCGAAGAAGAUGAACUUGUAGGGAUCAAAGAUAAAAGAAAACAAUUGAUGAUGUGGUUGAUGGAUAGAGAACAACAGACUGUCAUUUCAAUCUUGGGGAUGGGAGGAUCUGGCAAGACCACACUAGUUGCCAACAUCUACAACAAUGACGCUGUAAAGAGACAUUUUGAUUGUUAUGCAUGGAUCACUGUCUCCCAAAAAUAUGAUGUAGAAGACUUAUUGAGGAGCAUGAUUAAGGAAUUCUAUGAGUCAAAGAAGGAAACAAAUCCAUCAGACUUGAGUUCCAUGAACUACAGACUGCUUGUAAAUAUGUUGGUGAGCUACUUAGAGAAGAAAUCAUAUCUAAUUGUCCUAGAUGAUGUUUGGGACACAAAUGUCUUGGAUGAACUAAAAGUAUCACUUCGAGAUAGAUAUCCUGGGAGCAAAAUCAUCCUUACAACUCGUGAAGAUGAUGUAGCUCACCAUCCUUUUAUGGGUAUACCUUAUGUUCAUUGUAUUCAAUUGCUAGAACCGGAUGAGGCAUGGGAACUCUUUUGCAAGAAAGCAUUCUUAGGCAGUCCAAAUAGAAUCUGUCCACCAGAGCUUAAAUCUUUUGCUCAGGAACUUGUAAGAAAAUGUAAAGGCCUACCUCUGGCAAUUGCGGCUUUGGGCAGUCUUAUGUACUCCAAGAAUGAUACGUCUCAAUGGAAUCAAAUUAAUAGCAGCUUGAAUUGGAAUCUAAGUAACAAUCCUGAGCUAGAAGCAGUGAAGAGCAUUUUGUUGCUUAGUUUCAAUGAUUUACCAUAUCAAUUGAAGCACUGUUUCUUAUAUUGCUCUCUUUUCCCAGAAGAUUAUGGGAUUCAAAGAAAAAGGCUCAUUAAGCUAUGGAUUGCAGAAGGAUUUGUAGAAAAAUUUGAAGGGUCCACUCUAGAAGAAGUAGCAGAUAGCUAUCUAUUAAAACUCACUUUCAGGAACAUGCUUCAAGUUGUAGAGAGGAACGAAUUUGGAAGGCCACGGAAAUGUAAAAUGCAUGAUAUUGUGCGGGAGCUUGCUCUAUCAAUAUCAGUCAAAGAAAAUUUUGGUGUUGUACAUGAUGGAGGAGAAGAAAUGAUAGAAUGCAAAGCACGCCGCAUUUCAAUUCACCAAACCAAUGGAGAAGUCAAAUCAUUUACGGGUAUGUCAAAGCUCCGUUCUUUUCUUGUUUUCAACAAGAGUUUGAAAGCAUUGCCUUUGGGAUGUAAAUUGUUAAGGGUUUUAGAUUUGGAGGAUGCCCCCAUUGAUGUAUUGCCUGAUGAAGUAUUCAAAUUAUUCAACUUAAGAUAUUUGAAUUUAAGGAGAACUUUAAUUAAGAAGCUCCCAAAUUCCAUAGGGAGGCUCCUUAAUCUUCAAACCUUGGACAUUAGGGACACACAAAUAGAGGCCCUUCCUCAUGGAAUUGCAAAGUUGCAAAACUUGCGGCAUUUAAUUAUGUAUCGCUUCACUAGAAAUUGGAAUGACUUCAGAUAUUUAACAGGAAUGCAAAUACUACCAAAUAUCAGUAGGUUAAAGAAUUUGCAAACUGUAGGUAUUGUUGAAGCAAAAGGUGACUUUAUAAGAAAAAUUCGGAGCAUGGGGCAACUCAACUCGAUCGGUAUUUCAAAUGUGAAAGAAGGAGACGAGAAGGACUUAUGUGUCUCAAUUGAAAACAUGAGACAUCUUAGGGCAUUGACUAUCAUGGUAACUAAUGAGGAGGAAACUCUCCGUAUGGAUGCACUCUCAUCUCCUCCUCCCAACCUUCAAAAGCUUUUUUUGACUGGAAAACUAAAGAAGGUGCCACAGUGGUUUUGUUCACUUCAAAGCCUCACAUAUUUGCUUUUGCGUUGGUCAAGACUGGAAGAAGAUGUACUCCCUCACAUCGCUGCUUUGCCCCAUCUGGGAGCUCUUAUACUUACUAAUGCCUAUGUUGGAAAACAGCUAUGUUUCAGUACAGGCUUUCUUAAGCUUACACAGUUAUGGAUUCGUAAUUUCCCACAAUUGAAUGAUAUAAUAAUAGAAAAGGGGGUGAUGCCAAAUCUGAAAAACCUAGUGAUUGACAGCUGCAUGGAGUUAAAGACAGUGCCCAAUGGCAUUGAAUACCUUCAAAAUCUCCGAGAACUGUUUCUAACAUCUGUCUCAAUGGAACUUAAAAUUCGCAUUGGCAACAUGGACAUUCCAAAGGUGCAGCACAUUCCAAAGAGGUACAUCUGGUAUAAUUCAGAAUGUUUCACAAAGUGUUGCGGUGCAUCCCAAAGAUAUACAGCUAGUAGUAAUUCGGGAAUGUUUCAUGAAGAAUGGUGCUGAAGAUUAUGAGUUUGCCUUGUUUGCUUCAAAAGGAUUCUGUUUUGUUUGGAGCUCUAAUUCUAAGUAUUGUUUGGGUAUUCUGGUUAUUGUUCAAUAAAUUAAUACUCAAUACUUUGUUUCUUAUUUGUUUGUAAUAAAUGUAAAAGUUUGAACUCCAAGAUGCCUUCAUGGUAGUUUGUUGGAAAAUUGUCACUUUUUCAACCGUGGAUUGUAAUUUGUAUAUGUAAUUUAGCUUGUGUAAACCAUUAACAUC